Molecule: messenger RNA, 3168 nt
Organism: Cryptococcus wingfieldii CBS 7118
Lineage: Eukaryota; Fungi; Basidiomycota; Tremellomycetes; Tremellales; Cryptococcaceae
Product: phosphatidate phosphatase LPIN
Exons: 7
Coding region: 1-3168 (1055 amino acids)
Biological process (GO): fatty acid catabolic process; triglyceride biosynthetic process
Cellular component (GO): nucleus
Molecular function (GO): phosphatidate phosphatase activity
Source: RefSeq, a predicted model, not a curated record
AUGCAGUAUCUCUCCAAGGCCUACAACUACUACUCUGGCAUCAACCCCGCCACCCUCUCUGGCGCUAUUGAUGUCAUCGUAGUCCGCCAUGUCGCCGCCGACGGCACAGUGACCCUCUCCUCCUCACCGUUCCACGUCCGCUUCGGCAAACUGCAGGUGCUUCGCGCGGCCGAGAAGCGCGUGACGAUACGGAUGCCAAACAAUCUCCCAGCGCCGCAUAUUGCGCCGUUCGACAUGAAAGUCGGCGAGAGUGGAGAAGCAUUCUUCGUGGUCGAGACCGAUGAGCAGGUGCCGGAAGACCUGUUGACCAGUCCCAUUGUGGCCCCUACGGAGACUGAAUUACCACCCACGCCACCCUUAUCAGACGAUCAAGCAGCAGAUGAGCAUGGGGGAUCUGUCACGCACGAACCCUUUGGGAGUACAGAGAAGCAGGUGCCACACGAAGAGCCCUUGGGUGAUGUCGAUUUUCUCGACCUCAAUGCAACCCCAGACACACCCAGCAAGGCCACACAUUCGGCUACGGCAAGUCCUCUGCGGCGGGAUAACCCUCUCAGACACAACAUACUCGGCACAGCGUCCAACAUCCUUCCCCAAUCCAUGCGAUCUGCUCCCUCCACACCCACAAAACCACAGGCUCCCGCUCGACAGCCGUCUAUUGACGAUAAUGCCCCCAACGACGAGGCCAAGGCGAAAGAGGAGGACCGCCCUGUGGUGUCCAAUACCGACAAGGAACCUAAUCCCAUCGAAGCGCACGCGGGAGACCGCCCAGAGCUUCCAGCAAGAGACAAGAAACUUAGCUCGUACAAUGCUGCGUAUUCAGCGUCCUCAGCAGAAAAGGCGUUGCCCAAGGUACCGGCUGGCCAGGGCGAAGGCCCAGAAGUGCUUUACGGCAAGGACGUCGUCUUGGACAUGGACGGAUACCAUAGUGCCAAAGACGCCGAAACGCAGCAGGGAGAGCAUGACGCCACAGUAGAGACGUUCAUUCAAGAUCUGAUUUCGAGUGUACAGUCGACUGUCGAAAGUCGUCCGAAACCUCGAAAGUCAUUGUCUCUACAGACAGAGGCGGAAAGGCCUUUUGAUGACCAAGAUGUCUCUCCAGCACUUUCCCCUCGCCAAAGCUCUCCCGAUCUAGACCUAAGCACAACGUUGUCGGGCUUGUCUAUGGACGGCAAAAAGACACACUUCUCCAACGUUGCCUCUCACAACAGGUUGGAGAGGGGUCAAUCUGAGCCUCCCCAGACAUUCCACACUGAUGACCUGAGUAAAUCGCCCGAUACUCAAGCGAAAGACGUGGUGGAAAGAGAAUGGGACUGGUCACGCCCUCAACCCGAUACUCCAGAUAACGGUGGGGAGCAGCAUAAUGUGACCGGCAGCUUGAAGAAUGUCGAGGAGAAUCCUUUCCUUUUUGUACUCGAAGUUGGCAAACACACGCAUUCUUUCGAGCUGUCGCUGUGCGAGGGCUUUGGCAAAGAUGCUACAGAGGCUGAACAAGAGGCAAUGUUUGUCAAGAACCGCAUUACCUUUCAGCGUUUCAUUGAAGACUCGCGCAUCAUCGACAACCCUGCCAUCGUUGUCGGCUAUAACGACCUCUACUUUACUUGGUCUUCUGGCUACCGCCUCCUCUACGGCUUGGCUGUGUAUCGCCGUACACUUGCGCCUCCUAAUGCUUCGCCCUCGAGUCCCACCUUGCCUGCAAUGUCUUUGGUUGAUGCAGGUGGGGAUAUAGGGAGCGGCUCGACGACGGCAGCAAACGGGACUGGGUGGUCCAAGUGGUGGAGACGGGGGCAGAGUAAUGGAAGCGAGUCAAGUGUCAGGCAGGGGCAAAGCGAGACCGCUCCAGCGACUACAACGCCCGUGCCCGGCACUCCCAAGCCCGAGUCCGAUGCGCCAGUGCAAGAGGCAGAUGGCACCAGACAUUUUGCCAAGACACUUCGUUUGUCUUCGGAUCAGCUUGAACAAUUGCAUCUCAAACCUGGGCCCAAUACGAUCUCUUUCUCUGUUAGCUCUUCUUACUCUGGGCUGGCUGUUUGCACGUCCAGGAUCUUCCUGUGGGAAGAAACAGAUCAGAUUGUCAUUUCGGACAUUGACGGCACCAUCACCAAAUCGGAUGCUCUAGGCCACGUCUUUGCUGCCAUAGGUCGUGACUGGACCCACCUGGGUAUUGCCAAGCUCUACACCGAUAUCUGUAACAACGGCUACAAGAUUCUCUACCUCACAUCGCGAGCGAUUGGUCAAGCGGACACUACGCGAGAGUAUCUGAAGAGCAUUGCACAGGGGCAAUAUCGAAUGCCUGAAGGUCCAGUCUUGAUGAGUCCCGAUAGGCUAAUGGCGAGUCUGCAUCGCAGGGAGGUCAUCAUGCGGAAACCAGAGCUUUUCAAAAUGGCCUGUCUUCGAGACAUUCAGCGUCUCUUUGGCGAGCAAGCCAAAGAAGCCUUCUACGCUGGAUUCGGUAAUCGUAUCACCGAUGCCAUGAGUUAUCGAAGUGUGGGGAUUGAAGCGAGUAAGAUAUAUACAAUCGACUCUACGGGCGUGGUCAAGACUGAGCUGCUACAAUCUGCGGGGCACAAGGGAAGUUACAUCCAACUUAACGAUCUCGUGAACGAAGUUUUCCCAACCGCGUCAAGCAAGGUCAAGCCCGAGUAUACGGAUUUCAACUACUGGCGCGACCCUGUUCCCGAUAUUCCCCUACCCGACCUUACACCCCCAUCGCCUGCUCUGUCAGCGCGCAGUGACACUUCAGGGCGGUACAGUGUGAUUGGAAAAAUCACAGGCAUGGCCCGACGUUCUUCGCGUGCAACGCAUCCCAAUGGGUCCGCGUCUACAUCGCAGGUGGAUCCUUCCAGUCGCCCGUCCAGUCCUCUGAUGGCGCCCAGCUUGACGAGCAUGGAUAUGAGCGAGGGUGACGAAGAAGACGACGAAAGGAGUCUGAGCUCGAUGCCCGGGUCAUUUGAGGAUGACAAGGGGGAAUUACUAGAUGAAGUGUUUUUUGCGAGCGGUAGCCAGCAAUCAAGACCGGGUCAUCGAGAAGAAGAAGAUGGUAGAGAGGAGAGCGACGGAGAAGAUGAUGAGGACGGUGGAGAAGGAGGCCAGGAUGAUUCGUACGACGACGACGCCAUCUUUGACGAUGAUAUCUUGGCCGCCGGAGAGAUGCAGAAUGUGCCCUUUUGA